AUGGACGAUGCUUUGCGUCGCAGCAUCUUUGGUUCAUCUGAUGAGUCAGAUGAACCAUCGCCGAAGCGAAGGCGCUCGAGGUCGCGAGACUCGGGCGCUAAUAGUGGUGUCGGUUCUCCUAUGGACACCACUUCACAGCGAGGUGCCAGUACUUCUGUCGGCACGUCGCAGGAAGAGCGGGACCGCAAUGUGUUGCGUCUCGCUCCAGAAAAGAAGGCAUGGAUGCCUCCUAAAUCUGUCAUGGAUCACUUGUCGGCGACGACGAGUGAUCGUUAUCGAACACGAUUGUUCGAUUCGUCAAGAGAUUCAUCACCUUGA
Peronospora matthiolae is the source of this 318-nucleotide messenger RNA. NCBI's taxonomy places the organism in Eukaryota, Oomycota, Peronosporomycetes, Peronosporales, Peronosporaceae. The record is from the annotation of a GenBank genome assembly.